Mangifera indica (mango) is the source of this 1238-nucleotide messenger RNA. Its product is annotated as probable WRKY transcription factor 40. Gene Ontology annotation, biological process: regulation of DNA-templated transcription. Bases 99 to 1019 code for a protein of 306 amino acids. The record is from RefSeq and is a predicted model, not a curated record. The transcript has 5 exons. Gene Ontology annotation, molecular function: sequence-specific DNA binding; DNA-binding transcription factor activity. Lineage: Eukaryota; Viridiplantae; Streptophyta; Magnoliopsida; Sapindales; Anacardiaceae.
AUUUUCUCAUUCAUUUGACCCUCUUUCUGAAUUCUCAUUUCCAACUUUCUCCAGAUUCGUCUUCUUCUUCAUAACCCAAAUCACCUCAGCCUUCUUCAAUGGACUCAACACCAUGGCUGGACUUGGACACCAGACUUGACCUCAAUCUUAAUUCUUUGCCUCACAGAGGUGAAGCUCCGAAGAGAGAAAUAUUCCAGGGAGCUUUCGCUGGAUUUGUGCAAAAACCUGAAGAAACUAGCGUUUUGGUGGAGGAGUUGAAUCGGAUUAGCGGCGAGAACAAAAAGCUGACUGAAAUGUUGACAGUUUUAUGCGAGAAUUACAGUGUUCUUCAAAAGCAGUACAUGGAUUUGAUCGGGAAAAACAGUUCACCAGAAACGGAACUCACAACAUCGAAGAAGAGAAAAAAAUCUGACAGUGAAGAUUGCAGCAAAAUGACUGGAUUGAAUGGACAGAUUGAGUGCAGUUCUAGUGAUGAAGACUCAUGUAAAAGGCCAAAAGAAAACACCAAGACAACUGUUUCCAGGAUUUAUAUGCGCACCACUGCUUCUGAUACAGGCCUCACAGUGAAAGAUGGAUAUCAAUGGCGGAAAUACGGCCAAAAAGUCACCAGAGAUAACCCAUCACCUAGAGCUUACUUUAGGUGCUCCUUCGCUCCCAGCUGCCCGGUCAAGAAGAAGGUGCAAAGAAGUGCUGAAGAGCCAUCUGUUUUGGUGGCCACCUACGAAGGAGAGCACAAUCAUCCGCAGCCUCCAAAACCUGAGCUAUCGUUAAGUCCAAGCCAGGGCUCGACUAUUGGACCCGUUUCACCGGCGAGGAGGUCUCCAAGUCAAGGUCCUGGCGGUGUAAUGCUAAAUAUGUUCCAGGGUGGAGUGUUUGAGGAGGUCCAAAAUGAAGUUGUGGCUCCUGGCAUUCAACAGAUUUUGGUUCAACGGAUGGCCGCUUCUUUGACAAGAGAUCCGAAUUUUACAGCAGCGCUUGCAGCUGCCGUUUCAGGAAGAUUUGACCAAGGAAGAUCAUAAAAAUGGUAGCUUUAAUAGCAAAAUUGGAUAAGGUUAAGAUUUAUUCUUGACUUAUCUAAUAUAAUGAAUGAGAUUAAUUGUUAAAUUCAAUAUUUUAUCUAUGUAGAAUGCUCUAGCAUGGUGAAACUGACAACUCAACCAGGGAGAGUUCUUAGUUCUGUAUUUAUUUGGCUUGCAUUAUUAAACUUGGAACAUGAAUGAAAGUAUUCCGUUACGUUA